This is a messenger RNA of Verruconis gallopava, 720 nucleotides long. RefSeq lists its product as uncharacterized. The coding region runs from base 1 to 681 and encodes 226 amino acids. The transcript has a single exon. NCBI's taxonomy places the organism in Eukaryota, Fungi, Ascomycota, Dothideomycetes, Venturiales, Sympoventuriaceae. The record is from RefSeq and is a predicted model, not a curated record.
AUGGCAAUUCUUGCGGUGACUCGAAGACGCCUAAAUGACGGCGUCGCUCCAAAUUCUAAAGACUUGAUAUCAACAUUUCCACAUAUUCGCGAUGAUCUCGGAGCACCAUGUGUUUUCUACUCCGCUAUGGAAGAGCCAGAGGCAUUCUUCCAGAUGGUGGAGUUUCCUUCACUCGAAGCAUACAGAGCUAUCAAUUCAUCUGCCAAUUUCACAAAAGCUUUUGAUGCCCUGGAUCGACUAAGUGUAGUUGAAUGGCACGAGUUGGUUCCCAUUGACAAGAUAUCUACGCUACCACUUGAAGCGCCCGUGAUGACAGUGUCGCGCUGUUUCUUCAAGGAGUACGACGGCCAUCCUCAGAUGUACUUCAAUGAGGUUCGCGCUUUACUGAACAGAAUUGAGGCAGAAACGAAACCAUGGCGCUACGUUGGUAAUUGGACCAUCGACACCACACCCGAUUGCCACAAGUGGGUUGUUUUUGGCGGAUGGAGAAGCAAGAAACACCACCAAGAGUUCGCAACUAAACUAAAGAAGGAUUGUGGCUUCUUUGAGGGAAUUCCCGAACACUACGAUGAGGGAACUGUCCAUAGGCACUGCUGGGAUAUGGAGAAGAUACCAUCGUCAGAGAUUUUUGAGACGCUGCAAGGCUUCAUACCACAAAAGAUUACAAAAGCACGCACAUGAUCCUUUCACAGAGAGCAAUUACUCUGCUGCAGAGAUGUU